UAUUUCACGUCAUCGAAAUUAAGCUAGCUGAUCAUUCAUCAGUAUUAAUCUUGCACUUUCUGUAGAAAAAAACUAAUACCAGCAAACAUCUGAUCAGCUUCGGUUUGAAGUUAUCUCUUCCAUGGCUCACAAAGUUGUUACAUCAAAUUACCAAAACAAAGCAAUUUGCUUACUGGGUCUCCUCGUUCUCACACCGUCUAUGAUGCAGACAAGUGAUGCAACUCAAUUUCCAGUGGGAGGAACAGGCAUUUGGAGUCCCAAAUCAACCAACUACACUCAUUGGGCUGAAGAGAAUAUAUUCACGGUUGAAGACUCCAUAGCUUUUAACUACAUUGCUGGCCAAGACUCGGUGCUUCUAGUAAACAAGGGCGACUACACCAACUGCAGCACUGGCUCACCUAUUGGGAAAUUCACCAAGCCAGUCACAGUGAUCAAGUUCAAUAAUCUUGGACCUUACUAUUUCAUCAGUGGGAAAAAAGAUCAUUGUCUCAAAAAUCAGAAGUUUAAAGUCGUUGUCACGGCAUAUACCAAUCAAACACUACCACCACCUCCUCCAAACGGUUCUUCUGCUGUCUUUGUGAGUUUUAUCAAAUACAUGGGAGCCUUUGCUGCUUCAUCACUUCUUUUGGCAUUCUAAUUUGAUUGCUUCAAUAAGUUUGGACUUCUUCAUUUGGACAGUUUUUACUUCCUUUCUUUUUUUCCCCCUUUUUUCUUCUAUUUUUGGGGUAUUGUCCCAUAUAUCAUCUAAUUAAUUAUCUUGGA
This is a messenger RNA of Ziziphus jujuba (common jujube), 762 nucleotides long. Its product is annotated as early nodulin-like protein 9. Bases 122 to 637 code for a protein of 171 amino acids. NCBI's taxonomy places the organism in Eukaryota, Viridiplantae, Streptophyta, Magnoliopsida, Rosales, Rhamnaceae. Gene Ontology annotation, cellular component: plasma membrane. The record is from RefSeq and is a predicted model, not a curated record. Gene Ontology annotation, molecular function: electron transfer activity. The transcript is spliced from 2 exons.